UUCUCCUACGAUUACGUCUUCGACUGGAACAUGCUCAAAUUUGGUGCCAGUCGAACAGCUGAGGACGGGGAGCGGGAGCGAGAGCGGAGGGCGGGAGAUGACGAGCGGGUCGCAGGGGCCCCCAGAGUGUCGGCAUCGCGGGGCCUCCCACCGGGGCCCCUCCCCGCAGCUGCCAACAGAGUGAGGAACGGGCCGGAGCAGGCCGUCUCCAACCCCGCCUCGCGGGUGCCGCAGUCCGGGAACACGUCGCCUCGUGCCAUCUCUCGUGCGGAGAGGGAGAGGAAGGUGAGCAUGCGGCUGCACCGCGGAGCCCCCGCAAACGUGUCGUCCUCUGACCUCACAGCCCGCCACGACGCAUCCAGAAUCUCCACAUCACAGGUCAGCGUGCCAUUUGAGCACUUGGGGAAGUAGGGUUCUUUGGCUCUGCAUGCACAUGAAACUGACAGGUAUAUUCAUCGCUCCCAUUUCAUUUUGUUCCUUUUAUUUUGACCUUGUCUUAUGAAAAGAUGAUUGCCAAUGGACCCAUGGAUCUUAGGAAAUGGACAUAGAUUUCUUUUAAGGAUCCAGGGAAGUUUGUGACAGUACAAGUCUUUUUGCUGAAGCGUGGACCACCACCACCAUUCAGAAAGCAAACACUCCUUCACCAUUUUGACUCCAUGGUUCAUCAUACCCUGCCACUCCUCAAAACAUUUCCCUCUGUACCUUCUGUCUGACAAAUGUGAAGAGCUGUUGGCGUCAAAGAAGCAAAAAGUAAUCGGGGACGUGCAUGUUUCUCGUCAAAGGUCAUCUUAGUGAUUGAUAUAGGCUUAGUAACGAUUGCUUUUUCAGCUCAACACCGCAAAAACGAUUCUGUGUAUGUCAUAUUUGUAUCUUUCGUGAGGAUAUCACAAAUUGGAGCUCCUUUCUUUGCUUUGAGAGAAAUGACAGCUAAAAAUGAAGAAGUGAGGAGAGGCAGGUGAGAGGGUAGUGGACUAAAGGAGAGGUAGCUCUGAAGAGGAUCAGUAAGUGAUGUUUUAGCUGUAAGGUUUCCGGUGAAGUAGCAUAUGGUGCUUGCUCGCCCUUCAUCCACGUCGUGAAAACUCGGCCACCAAAACCUCCACAACCCCUUAAUUUGCCUGUUUUUUUGUUUUAAAUGUGAGCCGGGUAAGGUGAAGAAGGACCAUAGAUAUUGCAAAGACACACUCCACGUCUUGAGGGAAGCGCCUCAGGAAAUUCUCAGCGUAUUUGACCACAUAGCUGCCCGUUUUGGCUAAGAAACAGUGGCUGCAAUUUUGACGAUACUUCUAAAUGUUACCUUUUUUAAUUCCUUUUCUUAUGGAGGUCAUAGGGGAGUGGGCAGGCUCCGUUAGGGAUUACUCUUAAGGGGGGGGUGGGACAUCCAAUUGUUAAUUGUAAAAUGUUUACUUCACUGUAAAUAUUUUUUUUUUUUGUUGAUGUAAAGCCAAACUGUGGUUAUCUGUUUUUAAAGUAGAACAAUGCAUACUAAUGACAUCCAUUGGGGCUGGGGGCAGAAUUUUAGAUAUUUAAAGUACUAAACUGGGGGAGGGGCUUGUGUUGCAUUGCCAGCUGGGUCAUUUAAUAUUUUGUGUGUGUGUGAGACUGAGUGAAUCCCUGCUAAGAAUACAAUUCCCAUUUUGUAUGCAGAUUUUAAUCCCACUUCUCUGCUAUUUAUGUUAAACUAUUUUUUAUAUGUCUGUCCUCUUAUUCCUGUCAUUUCAUCUUCCUGUAACUUAUUAGAAAUAGUGUUCGUUUGCCUGUCCUUUCUGUUGUCAUGCUUCAACGGUUGUCCUCGUAUAAUACUUUCAAUAUUCCUUCCUGCAAAAAGUACAUACUAAUAGUUUUGAUGUCACCUCCAGCUACCUUAAUGAUGUCAUUCAAAAGAAAACAUAACUGAUGCAAAUUGCAGGGAUGUGUAAAUAGCAGUGUGUGUACUGUGUGUAAUUACCUUUGUACAGGCCACGUGACCCAGUGGCAUCGUGACUGUCGGGUUGGGAUUGGUCUAGGAGAGGAAGAGGCCAGGGGAUUUCACUUUAUGUAUUGUGUACUGAUAUCUUGUACAGUUCUUUAACACACUUUAUUUACAACAGUAUUUGUGUAUAUUUUAUGAAGUAAUAAAAAUGAAUAACGUUGCUCACAA
This is a messenger RNA of Gymnodraco acuticeps, 2137 nucleotides long. RefSeq names its product casein kinase I. Gene Ontology annotation, biological process: non-motile cilium assembly; spindle assembly; endocytosis. Gene Ontology annotation, molecular function: ATP binding; protein serine/threonine kinase activity. Gene Ontology annotation, cellular component: nucleus; spindle microtubule; cytoplasm. NCBI's taxonomy places the organism in Eukaryota, Metazoa, Chordata, Actinopteri, Perciformes, Bathydraconidae. The record is from RefSeq and is a predicted model, not a curated record.